Messenger RNA from Ambispora leptoticha, 228 nucleotides. The record is from the annotation of a GenBank genome assembly. Lineage: Eukaryota; Fungi; Glomeromycota; Glomeromycetes; Archaeosporales; Ambisporaceae.
AUGAACCAACCACCGCAACCUCCAUUGCCGCCUCAACCUCCAUUGCCGCCUCAACCGCAAAUACAACUACAGCCUCCAUUAGUACAUGUCAACAUGGUGCGAUACAUUAUCGAUGGUGCGGCUUUCAAUGACCAUACGACUAUUACGCCAAAUCAAAAUGAAACAUUGAACAUAUUAUUCGAAGCUUAUAGUGUCAUCCCUAAACUCAGCCUAUGGUAUGGGGCAUAG